Phasianus colchicus (ring-necked pheasant) is the source of this 4898-nucleotide messenger RNA. RefSeq names its product TRAF family member associated NFKB activator (gene TANK). Lineage: Eukaryota; Metazoa; Chordata; Aves; Galliformes; Phasianidae. Gene Ontology annotation, biological process: negative regulation of canonical NF-kappaB signal transduction. The record is from RefSeq and is a predicted model, not a curated record.
CUGAGUCGUUUUUAAAGCCGAGGGAGCGGCGGGCUCUCGGUCUCGGGGCUAGGGUGCGUGCCGUGGCACCCGGCCGCAGGCCUUCCCCCCCCCUGCCCUGCCCUGCCCUGCCCUGCCUUCGCCGCUCCGCGCUUCCGCCGCCCGCUCCCGGGGACGCCGGUUCCUCUCGGCGGCGCUCCGCCAGGCUAAAGGAGCGGGACGGGACAGCGCUGAGCGGCUCUCGGUGCCCUCGGAAGGGCUCGGGUGGCCGCCCCCGGCGCUGCCGGGACGGCCGCGGAAGCGGAGGGCGGACAGAAGCGUGCGGCUGAGCCGAAUGCCGGCCGGGUGCGGCUGGGACGGCCCAGCUCUCCGCUAAUCGGCGUCGUCCCCCGAGCCUGGGAGAGCCGCCGCCGCUCCGAGCUCUACGCGUGGUGGCUGCCGAGAUUGCCUCGACAGGUUUCCAGUUCCUAAGACGAUGGCGGUGUAACUUUUAUAAAUAUUUCCAUUGAAAAAAAACCUGUUUUGAAAGCAGAAGUACAUAGAGAAGUACUUGUGUCUGGAUGGCAUCUGUGUUCUCACGUGAACCUGGAAGAGAUCUCUUAACUUGACCAUCCUUUCAGUGAUGAAACGACAUUGGGAGUUAUGGACAAAAACAUUGGAGAGCAACUUAACAAAGCUUAUGAAGCCUAUCGGCAAGCAUGCAUGGACAGGGACCAUGCUGUGAAAGAACUGCAGCAAAAAACAGAGAACUACAUGCAGCAAAUAUGUGAACAGCAGGAACAGAUAGAGCUUCAAAACAGCAUUAUUGCAAAACUGAAUUCACAGUUAGCUGCUCUGAAUGCUAAUAGAGGUAAUGUGCAGCCCUACAUUCUGAGGCAUGAAGACAUUGAAACCUCCAACUUAUCUUUUAGCCAGCUCUCUGAAAAACUGAACGUAGCAAAGCGAAGAGAAAGACUCUUAAAGGAACAGUUAGAAAAUGAGAGCAUGAAGGUGAAGCAACUUGAGGACAGAAACAGUCAAAAGGAAAGGAAGCUUAUGUCUAUUAUUUCCAACCAAGAAGAUAAAAUACGAACUCUGAAAAACAAAUUGAAAGAAUUGAAUGAUGUCCAAAAGGGUACACAGAUGCCAACAUACAAAAUAGAGGUGAAAAGUAAGAAAGUUGUUCCAGAUAAGCCUGAAUUAUCUAUAGGGAUUUCUGGUAUUUCACCUUUGCCUGAAAGGGAGAAUCUGGAGACUAUUUUUCAGGAGAUGAAAGAAGAGUGUCAUCGAAUAUGUAUGCUAGCCAGAGAACAAACAGACCAACUGAGUAAAUUUAAAAUAAAGCCAGAACCUGAAACUGAAAUACAGUUUUCCAUGCCAAUACAGUGUACUGAUAAAACUGAUGAACAAGCAGAAGAGCUUUUUAAGCCUCGGGUUAUACAGGAUAUAAAUAGAGGUGCAUCAUGCAUCACAUCUAUCACACCAAGAGGAGUGGGCCAAGAUGAGGACAACAACUCUGUAGAAUCACUUUCUAAAUUUAAUGUCAAGUUUCCACCUACAGACAAUGACUCUGCUUUCUUGCAGAGCACUCAGGAAAAAGUAACAGUUCCUUGCUCUGGUAUAGCUGAAAACAUGCUUCAAGAUCAUCAUUUUAACCGGGAGCACAGAGACCGUGCUGUUAACCUCAGUAAAUUGGAACCUAACUCAUUUGAAGCUCAUGGAGUUGAUCUCGUGACCUCAGCUUUACAAAGCUUAACUACUGUUGACAAAACAAACCCUCCAAAUCAUGCAAACACGCCCAUAGAAAAUACUCGUGACAAAACAUGCUUGAAAACAGCAGACACUGCUUUCACGUUUAUAUCUAAGCACGCAAGCCAAGGUGCACCUGAAGUGAUUUUUCCUUCAUUAGAAGCUGCUGGAACAACCGUCAGAGGUCCUCAUCAGCUCAUUUGGCAGCCUCGGGACAGUGAUUUGCUGGCACAAACUUAUACAGACUCUGAACUGAAUCAGCGUGGAGUAUGUGAAUUCUGUCGAGAAGUUUUCCCCCCAUCUCUAACAUCUAAGGAAGAUUUUCUUCGGCAUCUGAAUUCCCACUUUAAAGUACAGUCUUAACAUAUGAGAAUUCAGUGGGUCACUGUUUUUUGCAUACAUUUGAGUUGUUUUAUUAUUACUGAAUAGAUUUGCUAAGAAUUUAAGAAUUAAGACUUCUUGUAACAAGAACUAAUUGAAAUUGUCAGAUAAGCACAUUUUUUUCAUUGUCGUUUGACGAGGUAAAAUGCAACUGUAAGACAGUACUGUAAUUUGCGUUACUGCUUGUCAUGCUUCAAUAUUGCCAUUGGGAUUGUAGUUAAAAGCUUUUUUUUUUCCCCAGUUAAUGUUUGCCUGCAUAGGCUUGAAGUCAUGAUUAUAUUUAUCAGUACAGAUUUGCAGGAUUAAGUCUUUAAUCUGGAAGAGAAAUUGAUGUACUGCUAGGAUUUCUUCUCAAUAACCAGUGAUAUGAUUCUCUAAUUGAAGGGAACACGAAGGAGAGGUAGGCUCUCAUUUUUAGUUUCUAUUAUAAAAUUUGUUAUAAAAAAUAACAAUUGUGUUAAUGUACCUUUCUGGCAUUAAUCAUUAGUUAAACUACUUUCAUGGAAAAUAUUAGUAUGAAGGAUGGAGUAAGAAAAGGCUGAAGUGUCCCAAAAGGUAAGAAUAUCAAAGAUGGAAAGGUUUAGUUUUCCUUCUGGUCUGCUAUGAAGGAUCGUUCAAGUCUGUUACAGCUUAGACAGGCCAGAGGAAAACCUAAGCACAGAAAUCUCAGUGACUUACUUCAGUUCUAACCUGAAUAUGCAGAAUGGUUUUCUCAAUGGAAUUUAAAUGCAUUUAGUUGAAACAUUGCAUUUUGAUAAAGUUUGCACAUUUUAUAGAUUUGUUGGGCUCAAAUUUAAAAGUCAUGGGUUUUUUAACUAAACAAUUUAUAUUAAUGAUACUGGGUGACUUAGAGCUUUUGGCAUUUGAACUGAGUGUAGUUUUUAGCCCUAAUUUUUUAUAAAAUUAGCAUUAAUAUUUUUAUAGCAGCAAAGUACAACACUUUUUAAAGAUUUGUUUGCAGGUGACCUUUUUCUGUGGGGAAAAAAAUACACCUGCAUAAUUUUUAGAAUGGGUUUUUCUGCAGUUAUUUGCUCUAUUUUAAAUAUCUCAUGUUUGUGACUGGCUGUCAACAGUGUGUACUGUAAUAAACAGCAGUGCACGCUGCACAUCUGCGUUGUGACCUGGAGAAAGACUUUGUUCCUGUUAGCAGCUCUCAGCCCCCACUGGUAGCAGUGCUGAGGGUCCGUUCAGCACCCAACUGCCUGUGUGGCUGUGAUGUAGCUUGCAGUACAACCAUGAGGCUGUUGGGGGGCAGAGCUUCCAGCGCUGGGAGGGAAGGUGGGAAUUUGCACAUCUCCAGCCUAACCAACAUAAAACCAACUUGUCCUCUCUACCAUGAAAUCCUAGGUCAGAAGCUCACGUUAUUAAGCCUGCAUCAACUGUGAUUCACCUUUAAAGCAAAUAAAGUCAUCUGUCCCCUGGCACACACCACUCCGUGCAUGAAAACGUUUUUCCCAUGAGCACCACUAUCAGCAGAGGUGGGAACCCAGCAGCAGCCCAAGGCCCUGCUGGGCUGAGCUGAGGGACACAGUUGGCUGAAACCUACUCACCCAGCGCAGUCCAUCCCUCUCUCAUUCCUGCCAGGGGCAGCAUCUGAAGGACCUGUUUCAUACUGGGUAUUUAAAACUGCCUGCCCGAGGGAGUCCAGAUAGGCUCAGUCCGAGUUUGAGGAAUAGCAAAACUCACACCAAGCAGUUGCGAGGGAUUUGAGGUGGGAGGUGAGUGCUGUCCCUGAGUAGGCCCCACUCAUACAGCUUUCCUGGAGGAGGCUGCUGUUGCCAGCAGGGACAUCUGCUUUAUUACACUCACCAGGGGAGGUUCAGCAUUCCUCCCCUCCGCUCCCCCUUCCACACAAGCUCAGCUCAGGCAAAGGAGGUUGAAUCCAAAUAGGAAAUGUGAAUUCGUUAAUAAUAAUAAUAAUAAUAACAAUAAUCUGAAGGAAGAAAGUAGAACUCGGGAGAAAAGAGAGCGGCAGACCUGCUGGCCAAGGCUACUCUUGGCUGCCUUGGAGCCUGCAGCACCCCGGGGUAAUGCAGGGCUGCCAGGUGGGCUCACUCUCCAAGCCGCCCUGUGGUGACUUGCGCACGACAUGGGAGCCCCCGUUCCCAGCCACGAGUCACGGAACUCUGGCUCUGACUUGAAGGCAGGGAAGCAAAGCGCUUCCUAUCAGGGAGUUUCCGAGGGGCUGCCUCAGCCUGGUGCGAGGGCUCCGUGCUGGCGGCUGGGCACAACACAUGUAGCUCCUCUGUCUCUCUGGCGAACUCGACAGCUGCUCGUAGCUCCAGUAAUUAGACUGUCAUUGCUUGUUAGAGGAUAGGAAAACGCUCCUAUGACAGAUUCCACGAGUCCUCUGUUUUUUAAGACCUCACAGAAAUCACCAGAGCAUUAAUUGAGAUCUCUUAUUUCUCUGGAAUCAGAAGGGAAGAAGUUCCCUCUGCUCCUUUGCACUCCAAUCAGAGCCCUCUCCUGCCUCCCAUGGAACGCGGUUAAUUCACUCUCAGAGCCUCGGGAGAAGUUGAAUGCCUUUCGUAUCUACCGGCAGGAAGAGAGAGCUUUCAGGCCGUGCGAACUUACUUUUAAAAUCUCCUCCUCGUUUUGCUAAAUUUAACUAAAAGGAGAUACACAGCCUUUUCUCCACUAACUGAGAAUUGAGAACUCCAUUAACUGAGCGGAGACUCGGACACUUCUUCCCAUCCGAGCUAAUGUUAAUUCGGGAGAUGCUCAGAAGGGGCUAUUCCCCGCCGCACAAAAGCACAGGAAGAUCACGCCGAGCUGCUCCUGCCCCCACCCAGCAGAUGAGACAGAGGAGG